AUGGAAUCCCUCAUCGUCAACACAUCUUCGGAUACAACAAUAUAUACAUCUAUUACUCGUCCAGCUGAGCACAAAAAUAAACCUCUGGUGUUGUUCACUCACUACUGGGGUGGCUCUUCCUCUACCUGGCACAAACUUACGUCACCAUACUCGUCCGCGUCUAUAAGCGCCACUUAUCCAACGGUUGCUGUCGACCUCCGAGGCUGGGGCAAGUCAACUGGUCCAGUAGCGGAUAACGGAUCCGCCUAUUCGAUCUCUGCAAUGGCAUCUGAUAUUUGUUCGGUCCUGAAACAACUCCAAGCAAGGACUGAGGAUUUGUUUGAAAAUGGCUUAGUAUUUGUUGGCCAUUCAAUGGGGGCAAAGGUGGCUUUUGCAACUCUCAGCAUCCUGCCUGCCGAGCUUCUGAACAAGGUCAAGGGUUUGGUGUUAGCCGCCCCAGCACCACCUACAGCGUUGAAUUUACCUUCUGAAAUGAAGGACCAGCAGCUAUCGGCGUAUCAAACGCAGGAAUCUGUACUAUGGACACUUCGGAAUGUCCUGGCAAAUCCUGACACGCUAAGCGAGCAGGACAUGAAAUUGGUGGUGGAGAACAGUCUUUGCGGCAACCAGUUUGCCAAAAGUUCCUGGCCUACGUAUGGCAUGGGAGAAGAUAUUUCAAUUGGAUUGAGAAAGACCCUCGAGUCAUUGAAAGACGUUGGACUUUUAGUCGGCAUCAUUGUUGGCGAAUUCGACGUUGUUGAACCAGAGGAGCGAGUCAAAGCUGAAGUCGGUCAGUUCCUCAUUGAGAUUGGGCUGAAAGUCACGAUAAAGACUGCCAAAGGUGUGAAACAUCUCAUACCACUGGAAGAUCCCCUAAGCAUUGCCCAAGAAAUUCGGAGAUUUUAG
Molecule: messenger RNA, 885 nt
Organism: Penicillium riverlandense
Lineage: Eukaryota; Fungi; Ascomycota; Eurotiomycetes; Eurotiales; Aspergillaceae
Product: acylglycerol lipase
Exons: 1
Coding region: 1-885 (294 amino acids)
Source: RefSeq, a predicted model, not a curated record